UGCUGUUCACCCUACACCUCGCCGGAAGGAGAGAGAGCACUGGUCGCCCUCGCCAUCGAUACGCCUCCACCGGCCACCACUUCUAGGCCUAAACGGAUUUGUAGUUAUUAUGGAGUUUGUGAGCCCUGAAGGACUUCGCUUGGAUGGCCGCCGUCCCAUGGAGAUGAGGCAGAUACGAGGAGAGAUUGGUGCUGUGGCCAAGGCAGAUGGUUCUGCAUUUUUUGAGAUGGGCAACACCAAAGUAAUUGCUGCAGUGUAUGGCCCUAGAGAGGUUGAAAAUAGGAGCCAGCAAAUUAGUGACCAGGCACUGGUUCGUUGUGAGUAUACAAUGGCUAAUUUUAGCACUGGAGAUCGUAUGAGGAAACCAAAGGGUGACAGGCGAUCCACAGAGAUAUCUCUAGUUAUUCGCCAAACUAUGGAAGCAUGCAUAUUAACACACCUAAUGCCUCGUUCUCAGAUAGACAUUUUUGUUCAAGUUCUCCAAGCAGAUGGAGGAACAAGAUCUGCAUGCAUCAAUGCUGCAACUUUGGCCCUUGCUGAUGCUGGGAUUCCGAUGCGUGAUCUUGUUACUUCAUGUAGUGCUGGAUACCUUAACAGCACUCCACUACUUGAUCUGAACUAUGUUGAAGAUAGUGCUGGAGGUCCCGAUGUUACUGUAGGAAUUCUACCUAAGUUAGACAAAGUGACUCUUCUUCAGAUGGAUGCUAAGUUACCAAUGGAUAUUUUUGAAAAUGUCAUGCAACUUGCAAUAGAAGGCUGCAAGGCAAUAGCAAAUUACAUUCGAGAAGUAUUAUUAGAGAAUACCAAGCAACUGGAGUAUCGUCGAGGUCCAUAGCUUAAAAAUCAAUGUAUUUGAUGUAAAAGCCUGUGUUGCCUCCAUGGUCAUCUGCUCAGUGUUAAUUUUCAGUUCGUCUGAUCUUUACAUGGAAAUUUUCUUGGAUUCUGGAAUUGGCGGGCAUUGUUUGCUAAAAUCAGCUUGUACAAUGUCUCAAAACUUUUACUAGGGUCAUUGCAUAGUCCUCUUGUUUUCAUUUUGGGAUACUUUUCUGGUACUUUAACACUCAGACAACUGCAGUUUUGUAUUAUGCAAUAUCUUUGUGAAAAAAGGUAGUUGUGUUAAAAGAAAAUUGUUGACAUCUGAUA
Vitis riparia (riverbank grape) is the source of this 1143-nucleotide messenger RNA. Its product is annotated as exosome complex component RRP41 homolog. The transcript has 13 exons. Gene Ontology annotation, biological process: nuclear mRNA surveillance; poly(A)-dependent snoRNA 3'-end processing; U4 snRNA 3'-end processing. The record is from RefSeq and is a predicted model, not a curated record. The coding region runs from base 110 to 835 and encodes 241 amino acids. Gene Ontology annotation, cellular component: nucleolus; cytoplasmic exosome (RNase complex); nuclear exosome (RNase complex). Lineage: Eukaryota; Viridiplantae; Streptophyta; Magnoliopsida; Vitales; Vitaceae.